UAACCCUGGUCACCUGGGCCCUCUGGCUCACCUCAACGCCAACCGAACCGUUCGUCGACACAACUUGACCCCGACCGCGAUCUAUCUCGACGACAUCUCUAAUUUCCCUCACCCGUUACUAUCUCUUAACCCGUUUAAAGCGCAGUGGGAAAAUCGCCAUGUCAGCAGGCAUCUGGGGCUGGUUUGGCGGUGGGGCUGGGCAGAAGCGGAAAGACAGCCCCAAGAAUGCCAUCCUCGACCUGCGGACCCAGCUGGAGAUGCUCCAGAAGCGCGAGAACCAUCUCCAGCGCCAGAUAGAGGAACAGGACGGCAUAGCACGGAAGAAUGUGACCACAAACAAGAAUGCUGCUAAGGCCGCCCUACGACGCAAGAAGCUCCACGAGCACUCCCUUGACCAGACACUUGGUCAAAUCGGAACCCUCGAGCAGCAGAUAAACGCGAUCGAAUCGGCCAACAUCAACCGAGAGACACUUGCGGCGAUGGAGAGGGCCGGGGAGGCCAUGAAACAGAUACACGGGAAACUGACGCCGGAGAAGGUUGACGAAGCAAUGGCCAAACUAUCCGAGCAGAAUGGGCUUAGCGAGGAGAUUGCCGAGGCCAUGGUUAGCAUCAAUCUCGGAAACGCAGUCGACGAGGAGGAUCUGGAGGCCGAUUUCGAGGUUCUCCUGCAGGAGCAGUUGGACGAGAAGAUGCUCAAGACAGGCACCGUCCCCCAGGAUGCCGUACAGCGCUUACCCACUGUGGCAACCGGGGAAAUCAAAGGAAAGGCCCCCGCUGUCGCCGAGGACGACGAGGAAGAGGAGCUCAGAAAACUCCAGGCUGAGAUGGCCAUGUAAGCUUAAGAGGCUAGGGGGGUCCGCACCAUCUUUCGUACAUGGGGAGUGGAGUCGGGGGAGAGUGCCAGAAAUAUGAUGUUUUACUACCUAGUACGUCCUUGCACAG
This is a messenger RNA of Lasiosphaeria miniovina, 942 nucleotides long. RefSeq names its product Snf7-domain-containing protein. Gene Ontology annotation, cellular component: multivesicular body; cytoplasmic side of plasma membrane; ESCRT III complex. NCBI's taxonomy places the organism in Eukaryota, Fungi, Ascomycota, Sordariomycetes, Sordariales, Lasiosphaeriaceae. Bases 159 to 836 code for a protein of 225 amino acids. Gene Ontology annotation, biological process: vesicle budding from membrane; late endosome to vacuole transport via multivesicular body sorting pathway. The record is from RefSeq and is a predicted model, not a curated record. The transcript has 4 exons.